UUCUCUACUACACACACAUGCACACUAGCUGCCUUGAUGUACACAUUGCUUUAUUCUUGGUCUUUGAGAGCAGCGCUGGUGUAGUAACACAUCAUUCGCAGAGAAAGUUCAGCUAGCCCAGGAAGGCCCAGAAGGAAGAAAAAUAUUGUCCACGGAUUUUCGGAGAUAUGCUGCCCGGUUUUGUACCUGCAUAGAGCGGAACUACAUUGUGCAUAUCCGGAAACUGCGGGUGGAGAAGCUGUCGUUCCGAUAGGAUAUCAGAUACUGUAAUCAUGUCCUCGACCAGUCAGAAUAGGGACACUGCUACGUUGGUUAACACCAUAGCUUCGCCAACGGUUACCAUGGUGUCAUCAUCGAUCUCAGGUUCCAUGAUCGACAGUCGGAAUGUGUACAAACUGUCCCCGACGAAGACAGGCAUAAUCAGCCCUCAGCAGCAGCAGGACAUUGUGAAAAUUAGACUCACAAAGGACGACAGUGGAACAGGUAUUGGCUAUACGAAGACGAUUAUCAGCACCGCUCAGACUUUUCAAGGUAAUCGACCAAGCAUUAUAAGUCAAGCGAACUCAUCACUAAUCGUACUCGAUAAGGAUAUGAAUCUAACCAUGAACAAACGCGACACUAUUAAAACAUAUUUCGUCAAGAAACCCCCGGCUACCGUUGAGCGGAUCGAUCCCGGUUCGCCACCAAAAAGCUCGUCCAAAAACGUUAAAAAAUCAAACCUCGUUUCAGAUAAGGCAGCUAGUAAAACCACACCGCAAAAAUUGAGCUUCAACCUAGCACAGCAGCCUACGUUACAGCUUAAAACUGCCCAAAACAAAAUUGUAUUGGUAAAAAUGCUCCCUAAAAUACCGCAGAGCGGUCCCCAAGUUAUUGCAGCCCCAACUUCAAGAAGUAGCGUCUCACCAACUACCAUUGCCCUGGCUAGGAGUGUUCAAGGCUUACGUCCGCUGCCGCCUAUGGUAUCACCCCCAAAAUCUACCAUUUCCGCGUACCUCGCAGCAAGGACACCUGAAAAGAAAGAAACUACUGGAUCAGAAAUCGCUAGGUCCGAGAGUAUGUCUUCAAUAUCUUCAAAUUUCACGCUGGCCACGAUACCAUCAACUACAGACAGUUUUACCGACAUAAAUAAACAACUCAGUACUACAGUAAGCAAUUGUAGUUUUGAGCAAUAUUCAACGACAGACAUACCACAGGAAUCUAAAACAGAGACGAGCUCUGGCGGAACAAUAAACGUUAGUUCGACGAUGGACGUGGGAAAUAACGACGAAAAUGAUGGCGUUGGUACAGCAAGUGCAAAAUUUUCACGUGAGAUGAAUAGUUUAAAGGCUUCGCAGAGCAGUUCUAAAAUUCUCACCGAGUUUAUGCAAGACUCAAUGUCAUCGGAGAAGCUACGUAAAAGACGUCGGUCACGAUACGAUGGAGAUGAUAGCCGGAGUUGUGGCAGCUCAACGCCCACGUCGCAAAAACGAAAUUCCGUUUGUGGGCGGGAUGAUGAAGAUAUGGAAGAUGGCAGUCCAUCGACCAGUAGUAAGCGCUCAGGAAUGCGGUCAGCGAAUGCUGAAUUUUCUAUGAAACAACGGAAGUUUCUCAGCAGCAUACAUCAGAAUAGUGAUGGAUCCGAUAAUUCUGACCACGAACAAGAUUCAACGAACCACAAGAAGAACUAUCAAAGUCAUGUACCAGUUGCGCCAAAGCCUGGAUGGGAUAAAUUCUGCUGGCGCUGCAAGACGUGUGAGCCGGGACUGGAGACGUGCGCUGGGUGUAUCCGGUGUUUUCAUCCGGUUUGUUUGAAGCUGAACCCAGCGUUUUUCAUUGUGGAGAAAAAAUGGAACUGUCCUGAGUGCAUCAAGUUGCAAUCAACUGAAGAAACAUGCUCAGACAUCGACGGCAAGCCGACGAAGGACAAACUCAAGAUUGACAGUCUCACCGUUUCGCUCAAAUUCGCUAUGAAACGAAUGCAGCAACUGAAAGGGAGCGAGAUUCUUUUUCCUUUGGAUCAGGAACUAUAUCCGAACUAUGACCAAUACGUGGUAAACCAUGUUGAUCUUGUAAUGCUGCAAAAGAAUGUCGAUGAUCAAAAAUAUCGUUCUACAGAUGCCUUCCAGACAGACGUGAGCUGGAUUCUGCAUAAUGCUUCGAUUUAUCCUAAUAAUAACAAGCUGUUACCAGUAGCAAAAGGUUUGCUAAAAGUCUGCAAACAGGAAAUGAAUGAAAUCGAAGCUUGCAACGAGUGUUACUUCAAUGCAAACACUUGCAAAACUUGGUUUACCGAAGUGUGCACUAAACCUCACUUGCUAGUGUGGGCCAAGUUAAAGGGGUUUCCCUUCUGGCCUGCGAAACUGAUGUCUGUGAAUAAUAAUCAGCUGGUAGAUGUGCGCUUCUUUGGAGAUCAUGAUCGGGCGUGGGUACCAAUCAAAGAAUGUUUACUAUUCUGUGAGAAAGACCCCAACACAAAACAGCAUCGUCGUUCCAAUAUGGCGGAAUGUAUGCUGGAAGCUGAUAGGUAUAUUGCAAAGUUGGAGAAAAAGUUUGGUCAAUUUCAAUAUGCCGAGUUUCGAACUCAGGUUGAAGCGAAUAAGUUAGAUGAACAUCUAGAAGCAAUGAUUCCUGGCGUAAUGAAAAGAAUUGCUGAGAAUGGAGAUUCUCAGAAGGCAAAGCUCAUGCUAAGGAUUAUUAAAACGGCAGAUAACUUCCUUUCGGUUUCGCCGGUGUCAACCAACCCCAUAAAGACAUCUACACCAAAAGUGGCUCGUAGUAAUAGCAUUGCGUCUUCGGAGAAAAUCAAGAAUGACGCUUUGGAAACCCCAAAACAGCAACCGCCCGAGAAAGUUGAACCAUUAGACGGACAAAGCUCACAGACAAACUCGGAAUCCAGCAAAAGUAGCAGUUUGGACUUGGCAACUGAACCAAACGCAACCCGGUCGUACAGCACAAGAAAACGGAAGAGUGUUAGCCCCUCCGAGGAAGUAGCUGCGAAGGAAACGAUUCCAGAAACGUCACGAGAGUUUAAAAAACGAAGCAAUCGAAACAUCUCUGAGCAUAGAAUAAAAGAUGAGAAAUCUGAAUCGAUUACUCCGGAAUCAUUGCCAGCCGCUGCACCACGUUGCUAUCCCAACAGAAAACGGAAAAGUGUCAGCCCAGCUAUGGACACAAAUAAAGAUCAGAAGCACAGUAAAGUGGAAUCAGUGGUAAUACAACGCGAAUCCGAUAGCUGGAAAACGGUACCGGCAACGAGAAAACGUAAGUCCAAAUCGAGAUCUAGUGACGACAGGGGGGAGAUGAAAGAAGCGAAAGUUACUGAAAUCAGUGGUACACAAACAUUGGGGGAAGAAACCAUACCAAAGCCACCGGUAAAGGAAGAUGAACAGACGAACACUCCCGCUAUUAAUGACGACCAAAAGAAUACUGUCUCUACGAGCGUUGAACACGUUCAAACAAUGGAUAAACCUCUCGCCAACAAAGAAAUUAGUAUCCCACUGGUUCCAUUAUCAUCAAAUGAAAUUAAAACUGAACCUACCGAGGAAGAACCUCCACCCGACCCAUUGCCAUGUGUUGAAAAUCCACCAGCAGUGCAACAAAUUUUACCUUCUAAUCAACUAGAACCAUCAACAGAGAAUGAUAUCUCCAAAAAUGCACCCUCCAUUGCUCCUAAUGAACUAUUACCAAUUAAAUCAGAACCAUUGUCGGACGAUGAUGGUGAAUCACUAAUGGCUAGUGAUACUACUGCAACGCCUAAUAUGAGCGAAACCUACAACCAGGUUGUGAACCCAAAUCAAGUACUGAUUCGUACUAGCAAUAGAAUAGUGGUCAAAGACAUCAACCAACUAACCAAUCAAAUUGGACCCCGUCCGAACACAGCCGUCAACACUAACGGACAACCGCUGGUCUUGACGCCCAUUGAGAAACCGAAGAGUUUGCCGAAAUCGCUCCCUAAACCACAAACUGCUAAUGUUCCACAAAAAUGUCGUAAAGUAGUACCCAAUCAGCCCAAUUUUACUCAUUUGAUCAGAUCAUCUGCGCAACAAAGUGGAAUGGCAGUUACAUUGACAAACAGUUUUCCUGGGGGCAAGAAUGGCAGCAGUAUGAUGCACAUGGUACACAUUCCAAGUCCACUUCCACCGGCUGGUGACCAACAAAUUCGAUCGGAUCAACCGAACGAUGCAGCACCAUCAAAUCCCGUCAAUCAGAAUCGGCCGCAACAGCAAGCAAAUUCCCAUGAUUCAGUUGCCCCUGCUAACGUCCCGGUUAGGAACUCAAUGCAGCCAGUACCAACAACCGUCAUAGGUACACCUAUCAAUGUUGCUUCAGCGGCAGGCACUUCAACGACUACAAGUCCAUCAGCGGGUGAAGGCCAACAUAUGAUGUCUGGCUUUAUUACACCCAGCCUUGCUGCUGCCGUUACAGAAACGAUAGUGUCUACACCACCGAAAAUGCAGUCACGACCAAGUGGUGCUCUGCGAUCGGAAGGUGAUUGUGUUUAUCCAUCGGGUGCGGGUCCCGUGUCACAAAUAUUAAUUAAUAACUCCUACAAGAUGGCCGACUUUUUCCGAUCCGUGAUCGAAGACACGCUGGCAGAUCUAUCAAACAACAGUGGUGCCCUGGAGGCGAAGGUCAAAGUGUUGGAGUUAGAAAUUGAAAAACUUAAGCAUUGUCAUCAGCAGGAGAUCACCAAGCUCAAACACAAUUCCGAUCUUGUGCUGUGUGAAAUGCGCAAAAAUAUGGACUUGGAGAAGGCUCGAAUCAUAAACGAGGUUCGCAAACAGUGCGAAAUCGAACGGAUUCGUGCCGUGGAAGAAGCUAAAAAGAAACAGUGGUGUAUCAACUGCGGAAAGGAAGCGCUAUUCUACUGCUGCUGGAAUACUUCCUACUGUGAUUAUCCGUGCCAACAGCAGCAUUGGGCUACUCAUAUGAACAAUUGUACGCAAAGUCAGUUCAAUUUGCCGAGCACAGCGAUUGCCAGUAAACCAUCGAAUGUGAUCAACAGUAAAGUGACUGCUCAGCAUAUCACUACGCCAAAGAUCACCACCGUCCAGACAUUGAAUUUGAAUGGACGAUCUGGUCUGACGAUACAACCUGCUCAGCAGCAUCAGACCCAACAGCAGCAACACCAGGCCCAACAACAGCAAAUUAUACUCCCACUGGCGCGAGGCGGAGCUCAACUUGGCAAAGGACAGCCCUUCCAACGAUUGAUGAUCAAUCCGGUUGGAGUCAGCCAAUCUUCACCGUACACAAUCGUUGCCAACACAUGGUCACAGCAGAGUCCUUUGUCGACAGCAACGAUAAAAUCGACAGGGACGACGGUCACUGGCAGGGAGCAACCAAAUACUGGCCCCAUUCCAACCCCGGUAGGACUGCAGACAAGUUCGAGUUUUGCUGCGUCUGCUGCAAAUGUUGGCUGUCAGACGCGGCUUAGCUCCGCUGCCAAACAUUCACAAGCGGAUAAAUGUUUCGUCGGUUCCAAGUGAACUGGUUCUGUGGUGGAAUAAAAUGAUACAUAUUCCAAACACUAUGUACAUAUUACCAUAUUGUAGGUAUUGAUCAGAUUAAAGAUAUUAGACUUAAAAUGAUUGCUUUUUAGUAGCGCGCAGACAAAUAAUGAAGACGUCAUAUUAACGUUAAUAAAGAAAUUUCACUGCAGAUGAUAAAGUAUUUCCUUUUAAUUAAACAAUCUGUGAGUUACAUAUAAAUGAGAUUGCAAUACAUGAAUUUAUGAAUGUCGAAAAGAUGAUCUAUCAGCAACGAAA
Topomyia yanbarensis is the source of this 5744-nucleotide messenger RNA. RefSeq names its product MYND-type zinc finger-containing chromatin reader ZMYND8-like. Gene Ontology annotation, molecular function: protein binding. The coding region runs from base 273 to 5465 and encodes 1730 amino acids. Lineage: Eukaryota; Metazoa; Arthropoda; Insecta; Diptera; Culicidae. The record is from RefSeq and is a predicted model, not a curated record. The transcript is spliced from 7 exons.